This is a messenger RNA of Clupea harengus (Atlantic herring), 3619 nucleotides long. RefSeq names its product toll-like receptor 6. Gene Ontology annotation, biological process: toll-like receptor signaling pathway; inflammatory response; immune response. The record is from RefSeq and is a predicted model, not a curated record. Gene Ontology annotation, cellular component: plasma membrane. Lineage: Eukaryota; Metazoa; Chordata; Actinopteri; Clupeiformes; Clupeidae. Gene Ontology annotation, molecular function: protein binding; transmembrane signaling receptor activity.
UAAUAAGGCUAGUACUUAGAUAUUGUUCGCAGAAGCAUACUCAUGGACCUCUCGCCCUAAAUCUUUUCAGGUAUUGGUCAGUGACACACUACCACGUCUAAUUAACGCUUGUACCACUCUGCUACGUCCACUUUUCAGAUUGUCUCCGUUCAACAAGUAACCUUCCUUCUGCAACUGGAUUAUGAUUACAUGAUAUAUAAACCAUAUUUCCCCACAGCUUAUUUGCGCUGUGACUAUUGUUAAAAGAUAGAAAGAUUAUUAUAUUGAACACUGCUGUUUUAUCUCUUGAGGCCCUGCCAUGGCAAUGCUUUUGGGAAAUGCAACUCUGAUUCAUAUUCAUUGUAGACUCCACCAGGUUUGAUAUCCCAGAUGAAUUCUGUCCUGAUCAAUUAAAAGCUAUUACAGAACAGGUCCUUGACAGAAAGUGGAAAUGCACCAUUACAGAGGAAGAAAUAACUAAUAAAUAAAAAAAGGGGGUGAUGUCGGAAUGAUAAAACACAACGACAGAAACAAAAGAAAGUGACUGUGACACUAACAUAUUGGAAUAUAAAGGAAGCUGGGAAAAUUGUACUCUGUAAAUCUAAUCUCAAUUUCAGGAUGCCUUUGUGAACACACACACACAGAAAAAAAAACUUUUCACAAUAAGAGAAGUGUAGUAUUGCAAAUGAGGGGAAGUUUUAAAGAAAUGUCCUCACCACUAACUUUUUUCUGUACCAAACAGAUACUUAAAGAGCAUGAGACUAAACAGAGAAUUUUCACAUUAGCACAGAUGGUGUCUAAGUAAAGUACGUGCAGGGGAGGCACAACAUGAGCAGAGAGGCACACAAAAUGUACCUUACAUUUUGGAUUAUUGCAGUACCGUCCAUUGGGAUUUUACUCCACGGGACUAUGGCUUUCAACACUGCAGAGAAAGGAUUCCAAAUGUGUAUGACGUUGAGAGAAAACACAAAAGACUUACGCCACCACAAUCUCAAUGCAAUUCCACCGAACCUUCCAGCACAAACUGAAUAUUUGGACAUUUCUUAUAACAACAUUGCAAGAAUUGAAGAUGGACAGCUAAUUAAUCUUACCCAGCUUUGUUUCUUGAAAGCAACCAACUGUAAUCUUAGGUUUAUUUCUCCGGAUGCCUUUGCCAACAACAAGGAAAUCAAGGUGCUGAAUGUGUCCAACAAUCUUUUGAAAAUCAUCUCUAACAUGAACCUCAACACAUUAAGGGUCAUAGACCUUUCAGGCAACGAAUACUACGGCUAUGCGCUUCCAGAUCAUUUUUCCAAUUUUACACAUCUUGAGAUCCUUGCUCUUGGAAGUAAAAAUACAAUUUCACUGAAACUGAAAGACUUCACUCCUCUGAAAGACAUACAUUUAGAGCAGCUUAUUCUAGGUGAGGGCAUCCAGGUGCAAGAAUAUGAACCUGGAUCUUUAGCUCAGUUGAGGUAUCUGAAAAGAAUUACUCUAAAUGUGUCUUUUUGCCAGAGUUUUGUCAUUUUUGACCAAAUUCUUGUGGAUCUUAACCAAACACAAACACAGGAGCUGAGUUUAGUAAAGUUUGUUCCUGAUGAUUGUCAUGUGUUGGUUGAUCCUUUCACAGCUUUAAAGAACUUUGAUGGUCUAAGGAAAAUAACUAUAAUACAAACCUGGAUAAAUAGCACAGUCAUGGUCAAAUUACUAAAAAAUGUUUGGCAUUCUCCAAUUGAAGAUUUAACUUUUAUCAAUAUUGUUUACAAUGAAGACACUCCUGAUGGAAUGCAAUUCCCAAACCAGAAUACCACAACAAAACUCAAAUCAAUUACAUUUGAUGGCAUCAAGCAUUAUCAAUACAGAUACCCCAAAUUUAACAUUAGUGUGGAACAUUUCACACACUUGUCGUAUCUGAAGUUCUCAGGCACAGGAAUGAACAUUCUCCCCUGUAAUUUGAUCUCUGCCAUACCGUCAUUACAGAUAUUGGAUCUUUCGGACAAUCUACUGGAAGAGUCUGGUUUUUGGUGGCCCCUCUGCAAACCAACAGAGAUUUUCCCAUCCCUCAGACACCUCUCUUUGAGUCAUAACCGCUUCUUCGAUCUGGCUCUCAUCUCUAAGCAAUCCAGUCAGAUCAAACUCCUGGAAUCUCUGGACUUGAGCUUCAACUCCAUCCGCCUGACAGGCCCAUGCUCCUGGUCCCCUCACCUAACAGAGCUGAGUCUCAGCCACAACAACCUGGGCAAUGGUGUCUUCAAAUACCUCUCAACUAACUUCAAAAGACUUGAUCUCUCAAAAACUGGAAUUACCACCAUAAGCCAAAAAGUACUGUCACAAUUUCCCAGUCUGACACAUCUUAUUUUGAGUUCCAACAACAUUCAAGUCAUCCCAUUGAACCUCAGAGCACCAGUGCUGCAGGCCCUGUUCAUCGACCAGAAUGCAAUUGCAUACAUUAGCGAGGGUGUGUUGGACGGCUUGCCCAAACUGGAGACACUAGUUGCAGGGAAAAACCCAUUCAGCUGUACCUGUGAUUCUUACUGGUUCGUGACAGCCAUGAACAAGUCUCUAUUGCCAGACUGGCCCCUGGACUACAGUUGCAGUACCCCUCCAUCUUAUGCUGAUACAUCGCUGGUCAAUUUUAAGCCUGGAAAUCUGUCCUGCCACCCAUGGCUUCAGGCAGUUGUGUCUUUUUCGGUUUUAACCGUCAUUAUUGCCGUUUUUGCCAUCGUAUUUCAUGUCUGUGAUGGUGUUUGGUACACCAAGAUGCUGUGGGUUUGGAUCAGAGUCAAACGGAGAGCUCGUAAAGGGGAGGACAGGCUGUUGAAGGGUUCUUUCAACUAUCAUGCUUUUAUCUCCUACAGCCAACAUGACUCAGCCUGGGUGGAUACCCAGCUGGUGCCAACACUGGAGGGGACAGGUCUGUCACUUUGCAUUCAUGAACGUGACUUCGUACCGGGGCAGUGGAUUGUGGACAACAUCAUCAACUGCGUGGAGGCCAGCUAUAAGACCAUAUUCGUGCUCUCUCAGAACUUUGUUCAGAGUGAGUGGUGCAACUAUGAGCUCUUCUUUGCCCAGCACAGGGCCAUCAGUGUGGACCAAGACUCUGUGGUGUUUAUUCUGCUAGAGCCUAUCCCACCUGACUCUCUGCCCAGCAAGUUCUUGAAGCUGAGGACCCUUCUCAGGCAGCAGACAUACCUGGAGUGGCCUAAGGACGAAUGCAAAAAACAUAUAUUCUGGAGUAGUCUCAGAUCCAUGUUACAAAUUGGGGACAAGGGAAUUGCAUUGAGGAAUGUAGCAACAAAUAUAAUGGAUACAUGCUCCUUGUUAGCAAACGAAGGUUAAAAUCUGUAUGUAGAAUACAAUGUAAUAUGCAAAAAAGCUAAAUGUACAUAUAAAUGUAACUGCUUUGACAUGACUUGCUUACAUAUAAUCACAUUAUGUAUAUUUAUUUUGAUGUUCACAAGUAUCAACGUAAUUGCACACACAACAUGUAGCCUACUUAAAAUGCAUUGAGAAGAUCAUUUUAAAAGUUUCAGGCAAUUUGGAACAUUCAUCCUUUUAAUACACCUUUAUUAUCAUACAUUUUAAGUUUAACAGCCUUUUGCGUCAAACAUCCUGAGGCUCCACGGAAUUGAAAAUGUCUCCAUCUACUGUUAUAUUUAAG